AUGCGAAUACCUACGUCUGCAACUGAUAUAUGGAAAUCACUUCAUGGAAUUGUAUGUGUACACAAGCCUCGUGAUAUGUCGCUCAUUUCAUUAAAACGAUAUCUCAUUAGUAGAAUUUGUGAAAGUGCUAAUAGACGUUGCUUACCAAUAGAAAUACCAGAAAUUGAGAUGCCUAUCGUUGAACCUCAUCCGAUAUCACAAGCGCCUGUUGUUAUUGGUGUACGAAAACAACCAAAUUACGAUUUUCAUCCUCUUGUUGUUGGACGACCGUUCCGGAAAGAAGAUAUUCGAGUUGAAGAGCUUGAUUAUCAGCAAGCUGCAACUUCCGGUUUAUGCUUAUUGGGCAUUAAUGAUGGCUGUGAUAUGUUGGAAACCUUACGUGAUCGUGUUUGGGUGAAUGAAUAUGUUUUGAAAGGUCAGCUGGGUCGGGGAACAGUUCAAAAUAAGAUUCGUGGAAAAGUAAAUCGAGAGUGUGACUAUGAGCACAUUACCUAUCGGCAUAUGUCAAGAUUUUUGAUACGAUUACAAGCUCAUUACAAGAAGCUAGCAUUUAAAUUAGCGAAUGUGGAUUUGGAAAGCCAAGAAGCGUUUGAAUUAGCUCGAAAGGGUUUGCCUAGGCCUAAAGUACUUGGGGCUCCUGUAAUAUAUUUUAUUAAACUGGUAAAUUUUCAUUUGCCACAUUUCACGAUCAAUUUACAUUGUGUUUGCAAAGACGACGAUUUUUUACAAGACUUCAUUAAUGAAGUUGCAUUGUCUCUAGGUUCUGUGGCAUCGUGUCGCCAGUUACUACGAACACGGUUAGGACCAUUUGAUUGCAAGCAUUCAUUGUUGGAUAAGCAUUUCACGCUGAGAAAUAUUUUAAGAAACAUGCAACUUUGCCAAAAAAUCAUUGAAUACGAUGAGAAAACAUUGGAUAAAGAGAUUGUGAAGACCACGGGUCAGUUAGCUAUAGAAGAUGUAUUCGACGAUGAAUUUGUUGAAAUGCUUGAUGAAGAGAAAGAAAAUGAAUCUAUCGAGGACUGUUUACGGGUUCCCUGGGGCAGAACUUACGAUUAA
Molecule: messenger RNA, 1056 nt
Organism: Acanthocheilonema viteae
Lineage: Eukaryota; Metazoa; Nematoda; Chromadorea; Rhabditida; Onchocercidae
Source: the annotation of a GenBank genome assembly